AGUUUCCGAGUGUCCACUGCCCAGGAACAGUCAGCUCUCAUCCGUCGCACCUGAAUCCAUCUGUCAUCGCUCAGUCCUGAACUAUAAAAGCUAGAGGCCAAGCCAGUAGAAGAGCAUUUCACCGGCUGCUGACUUGAGGAGGACUUGCAAGAUUCUAUACUUGUUUCAAGACAGAUCACUCAAUCAAGCAACAAUGUCGGCUGCUCGCUUCGCACUCGUACUCAUGGUCGUCUUGGCUGUCGCUAUCCUUAACGUGGAUGCGGCAUACCGGAAGCCACCCUUCAACGGAAGUAUUUUCGGCAAAAGAGCCAACUCUGUUUCAGAUUACGAUUAUGCCAGCCGGGCAAUGGAUGCUAUUUGCGAAAUAGCAAAGACAAACUGCAAUGCAUAUUACGGACCUCAAGAUUCCAACUGAACGAGCAUUUUAUAAUUUUAGACUGGAAGCAGACCAAAGAAAUCUCAUGCUCUCGAAUUAUUAUCAACAUAUAACAAAAUAAAAUGUAAAGCUUCGAAAAUAAAGUAUCAUCAAAAACGUUCAUAUAUAGUUUUUGGCUCUGUAGUAGAUUUUGUAUAGCGUAGAGAUAGCGACUUCAAUAUAGCUUGUAUUAUUUCCUACAAUGUACAUUUUAUUAUUAUAUCAAUAAAGAUAUGGUUAAAAGUUA
Nasonia vitripennis (jewel wasp) is the source of this 662-nucleotide messenger RNA. It is a transcript of the gene SIFa, whose product is annotated as SIFamide. Lineage: Eukaryota; Metazoa; Arthropoda; Insecta; Hymenoptera; Pteromalidae. The transcript has 4 exons. The record is from RefSeq and is marked validated. The coding region runs from base 194 to 415 and encodes 73 amino acids.